This is a messenger RNA of Acanthochromis polyacanthus (spiny chromis), 7335 nucleotides long. It is a transcript of the gene ptpn4a, whose product is annotated as protein tyrosine phosphatase non-receptor type 4a. Gene Ontology annotation, molecular function: cytoskeletal protein binding; protein tyrosine phosphatase activity. The record is from RefSeq and is a predicted model, not a curated record. NCBI's taxonomy places the organism in Eukaryota, Metazoa, Chordata, Actinopteri, Pomacentridae. Gene Ontology annotation, biological process: protein dephosphorylation. Gene Ontology annotation, cellular component: cytoskeleton; cytoplasm; cytoplasmic side of plasma membrane.
GUACAGAUCGCUGCUGUGCUGCAAGGCAGACAGGCAAAGCAGCUGCAGAGAGAGCAGGGAAUGCUGACAACAACGGGCAGGCUCAUGUUGGGGAAGUCAGAAACGCAACAUUUGCCUGUAUUGUGAUUUGAUGUACAAUAUUUUCCACGCCUAGCCUUUUUUGCUCUUCGCAUAUUCUUUGUUUCGACGCAUACGUGGGAUUAUAUUUCUCGUUCUGUCGACCUGAAAUGACUGCUAGUCGCCGCGUCUAGCCAAUGGUUGCUGCGGGGGCUCCUGUCUUGUGGAUUAUCCGUCGUCGCCGAGGAGCCAGUCGCAUGGUCGAGCCCGGAGGAGGCCCCGCUCUGCUGGAUGGAUGUGUGUGAAGCAGCGCCGAACUCCGAGUACUGAUGAAGACGGUGAUAGUGAUGAUGCUCCGGUUUCAUCGGCAGUGGGUGAACUGAUCUUGGAUGUUCGGGCUAUAUCGCCCCUACACAAACCAUUUCCUCAUACAGCUAAAAUUAUAUUCCUUAAAAACUGGACGCCCCUGGAGCAGUUUAUGACGACCCUGGUAGGAGCGUGAUGAGCGCGCGCUUCCGCUUGCCUGCUGGCAGAUCCUACAAUGUCCGGGCGACGGAGCUGGAGCGAGACAGGCAGCACACACAGGUUGUGUGCAACGUACUGCUGCUGGACAACACAGUCCAGGCAUUCAAAGUCAGCAAGUCGGAUCAUGGCCAGGUGCUGCUGGAUGCUGUUUUUAAGCACCUGGAGCUGACCGAGAGGGACUACUUUGGCCUGCACUUGGCUGAUGACUCCUCAGAUGCACCGCGCUGGCUGGAUCCCAAUAAGCCCGUCAGGAAACAGUUAAAAAGAGGGUCUCCCCAUAACUUGAGCUUCAGAGUCAAAUUCUUUGUGACAGACCCCGGUAAACUUCAGGAAGAAUACACACGGUACCAAUAUUUUCUCCAGAUCAAACAGGAUAUAUUAACUGGAAGACUGCCCUGUCCUCACAAUACGGCUGCACUGCUGGCAUCCUAUGCUGUACAAUCUGAGUUGGGGGACUACAGUGAAACGGAGCAUAGUCCAGGCUAUCUGUCUGAGUACUGCUUCAUCCCGAAUCCCCCACAAGAUUUCCACAAAGAGGUCGCCAAACAUCACCAACAGCACAGCGGUCUAUCUCCUGCCCAGUCAGAGUUUAAUUAUCUGAACACAGCACGUACGCUGGAGCUCUACGGGGUAGAGCUGCACUAUGCAAGGGACCAGAGUAACACAGAGAUCCUCAUCGGAGUGAUGUCCGCCGGCAUUGUGAUUUACAAGAACAGGGUACGGAUCAACUAUUUCCCAUGGUUGAAAAUAGUGAAAAUCUCCUUCAAGUGCAAACAGUUCUUUGUCCAGCUGAGAAGAGAGGUGACUGAGACUCGGGAGACGCUGCUGGGCUUCAACAUGGUCAACUAUCGGGCCUGUAAGAACCUGUGGAAAGCCUGCGUGGAGCACCACACCUUCUUCAGGCUGGAGCGGCCCAUCCCACCACAGAAGAACUUCUUCGCUCACUACUUCACCCUGGGCUCAAAGUUCAGAUACUGCGGACGGACGGAGGUGCAGUCUGUGCAGUAUGGAAAGGAGAAAGGAAUCAAGGACAGAGUAUUUGCCAGGUCUCCCAGCAAGCCAUUAGCCAGGAAGUUGGUGGGCGGGACAGACUGGGAGUCGGUCAGCAGGAACAGCCUAUCAGAUGAGAGACUGGAGACCCAAAGCCUGCCCACUCGCUCGCCGCCCGGCACACCUAACCAGAACUCUCUGUUUGUGCAAGAGGGGACACGGAUACGCCCAUCCUCAGUUGGCCACCUGGUUGAUCAUGUGAUCCACGCCUCACCUAGCCUACCUGUCUUCUCCUCCAAUCACAAGUCGGCGUCGUCCACGCAGGCCAACAGCAUCAGCCUGGACUCUACACCGUCUCCAGAUGGGGUAGAUGGCCAGCCUCCAGCUCUGCCCCCAAGCAGCUGAGCAGGAAAGACACUGAGCCAGAUCAUUCAGGCCCACUCCCAGCAGAGCCUCCUGGACCACCUCAACGAGAUGUAUGAUGUUCCCGUCAACGCUGACAAGACCACGUUGAAUGGAGUCGUCCCUCAUGAUAAUCUGGUCCUUAUCAAGAUGAGACCUGAUGAACACGGACGUUUUGGCUUCAAUGUCAAGGGUGGAGCUGCAAAGAUGCCUAUCAUUGUAUCAAGAGUCGCUCCGGGACAUCAGUAAGCUGACCUGUGUGUGCCUCGCCUUAAUGAGGCGACCAGGUGGUGUUAAUUAUGGGCGGGACAUCUCAGACCAUACCAUGACCAGGUCGUCAUGUUCAUCAAGGCCAGCUGUGAGAGCCACUCGGGGCUCAUCCUAUUGGUCAGACCCAAUGCCAUCUAUGAUGUGGUGGAGGAGAAGGUGGACUCAGAGCCAGAUUUUCAGUACAUCCCAGAGAUCCCUCAGGACCCUGCCCGGAGCUAGACCCAGCAUGCUUUGAGGGACUCUAUGGUCACACUGAAGGAAGGCCUGAGCAGUGGAGCCAUAUUGGCACAGUUUGAUCAACUGUACAGGAAGAGGCCGGGGAUGACCAUGCUGUGUGCCAAAUUACCUCAGAACGUUUCCAAAAAUCGCUACAGAGACAUCUCUCCAUAUGAUGCCACACGGGUCAUUCUGAAAAGCACAGAUGACUACAUCAAUGCAAAUUACAUCAACAUGGAGAUUCCAGCAUCCAGUCUGAUAAACCGCUACAUAGCGUGCCAGGGCCCACUGCCCAACACCUGCCCUGACUUCUGGCAAAUGACCUGGGAGCAGGGCUCAUCGAUGGUGGUCAUGCUGACUACACAGGUCGAGAGGGGGAGGGUGAAAUGUCACCAGUACUGGCCCAACCCAGACAGCAACGCUACCUACGGAGACUUUACAGUUACUUGCCACAAUGAAGAGGGCAACUCAGCCUUCCUGGUCCGGGAGAUGACUCUCACGCACACACAGAGUGAGCAGCAGAGGGAGCUUACUCAGAUUCAGUACCUGGCUUGGCCUGACCACGGCGUUCCUGAUGACUCCACUGACUUUCUGGACUUUGUGGCUCUGGUACGGACCAAACGGGCUGGACAGGACCAUCCAAUGGUGGUACACUGCAGUGCGGGAAUUGGUCGGACAGGGGUGCUGAUCACCAUGGAGACGGCAUUGUGUCUAAUGGAGUGCGGUCAGCCAGUCUAUCCUCUAGAUAUUGUCAGGACCAUGAGAGAUCAGAGGGCCAUGAUGAUACAAACACCUAGCCAGUACCGCUUUGUGUGUGAGGCAAUCCUGAAAGUCUACGAGGAAGGUCUGGUGAAACCACUCAAGACGGUCGUCUACCAGCAGAGAGAAAAGGCGAACGACGAGAUGGAGGAGAAGAAAGAGCAGCAGAAAACGGGAGACGAGAGAGAAGAGUCAGCAGCGACAGAGGAAGGCGAGGCGGCUGUGGUGGAGCUGCUGGAAGGAGAACUGGAUGAAGAGGAUGAUGACGAUGAGGAAGUGGAGGUGCUGGAUGUGGGAGAAGUGACGGAGGAGGGGGAGGAGGAAGAAGAGGAGGAGGAAGUGGAGGAGCCGAGCGUUGCGAGCGCCACCAGCGUUACGAGCGAGACCAGCGUGAACCCUGACCCUGACCCUGCUAACCCGUGACCUUUGACCUCUGGGCGGGUCUUCAUGGAUAACAGGAGGAGGCCAGGUGGCCGGAGGAGAGAACAAAAGCACUGUUGCACUUUAUGCUGACAAAAAUGGAAAAAAAGACAAAUACAAAACCAACGUGAAAAUUCUGGACAAGAGCAAAUGAAAACAGAAAUCCAGCUGUGUUGAAUAGGUACCAGUAGGGGAUAUUGUAUGAUCAGGGUAAAGGAAAAAAAGUAUACAAAGAAUAAAAAGUUACAAGUACGAGAGAAUAAAAUGUGGAUGGGGAAUCGCUGUAGUGCCAUAAGUACGAAGGGGAAGGGCUGCCCCCGUGGAUGGAAAGCUCUCUGCCCCUCUUUUUUUACCCAAAGGGUCGCCCUGUCCCCUUCUGAGCGAGUCUGCCAGACGGACCUGCCUUUUUUUUAGUGUCCUUUUAGCUGAUAAAGAGAUAUACCUUAUCUUUUGUUCCUCAGAAAGAGUAUUUAUUGUGUUUUAGUUUGUGUCAAACCCUGUCCACUGAACAAAAAAAGUUGUAUGUUUUGUUUGUAUGAGUCUAGAGCUUCAUGCUUUCCUGAUUAAAUCCUAGGUAGUAAAGUAGUGUGAUUCCUCUUCUUCUAACUACUUCUUGAUUUCUUUUGCUUUUUGUGGGGGGAAAAAAACAGUGAUUUAAUUUAUUGUACUUGGUUUUUAUCUUUCUCAGCUUUCUUGUCUAAGUUUCUGACAGCACAGACUGACAGAUGGACACCUGAAAGCACUUUGUGUCUCACCUCUUGUUCAAUGCUGUGGCAAGUUGGAUACUUUAUCCUGCUUUGUGCUGUGUUUUUGAGCUUACAGACACACACACACAAGUGGCCGUCGUUUGGUGUGAUGAUCAACAUAACUGGUUUACAAUCCUCAGGGCCAGUGUUUACCGGGGACCUCUCCCACUUUUGCUCCUAGUCACAGCGAUUAGUUCAGAUAAGUCGUCCUCACAGUGUGUUAUGCUCAACAACAUGUAAAUUUCAAUACAAGACAAUGAAACGGUGUCAUAAUGAGAGGCCCCAGUAGACACGCGGCCUCACUGAGUUACAAUCUAAACAAGGCUGAGGUCAGUUCAUUUCUUUUUUCAAAUUCAUUCGCGGUGACUUUAAACCUGCCGAUGUGUCCUUGAGCCAGACACUGACAGCAAAGUUUCCACUUUGUCUAAAGACCUACAGCUUCCCUCUGAACAUGAGCAGAUGUUGAUCCACUUUAUGCAACCCAAAUAUUUCUUGCUUUCUUUGCACAGGUCAUUAGGAUAGAAAGAAACAAGUAGUGGGGUCAGACACCAACAUCGUUAUUUCUGAAGUGGUUGAAAGGCUGCUAGGAGUUUUAUGCAAUCAGUAUUUUGUUUUUGCCCCAAACUUUCACAGAAUAGUUGCAGUGAACUGAUCUCAACCUUAGUGUGAAUGAACUUUACAAGCUCCCUCCAUUGAUCUCACCACCUUUUGUCUUUAUUUACAUGCAGUGGGUCUAAACUUUUGCAACCUGGAAACAGACGCAAACCUGCUUACGUUAAUUUGACACUGAUGGAUCAUGUGACAAAACUGGACUUUUUGUUUUCUGAAUGGCCUACGGUGGGAUUGAGAGGUCACUGGAGCGGGGCUUAAAACCAACCAUUGCUGUGUAGUUUGAUCCAAAUCUAUCUGCCGGAGAACAGUUCAAAGAAGCAGCACAAACAGAACCCUCAAUCAAUACUUUAUUUUAUUUUCUUCAUUGAACUUUCCCAAUGGUACUUCGUCAUUUUUUAAGGCACAUGUUGUUUCUAAGUCAUGAUGAUGUGUUAAUGAGUGGAAAGAGACUAAAUGAGGAUGCAUUUUUUUUUUAUCUCACAAGACCCAAUAUCAAGCUGGUUGUUGAAUCUUUUUCUUUUGUUUUGCUCAAGUACAGGUUAAGUGUGGUAUAUGGAGCGCAGCCUCUUCUUCAUUUAAGGUAUUUUCUUAGCGGCUGCUUCAGUACCUGCUGUCAUUGGCUCCUACAGUGGAUUCUGCUGGACAAACCCUACUGCUGUGUGUGUGUGACAGAGUGCGUGUUGGCGUACUCCCUCUCUCUUCCUCUGCCAUUUCUAACGUGUAGUUUGUUAGCUGUCUGGUCUAAGCCUGCUUGUCUGUUAACUGGAACGAAAGGUUGUGCCAUAAAGCCACCUACCUAAUCUAACAUGAUCUCAAGUUUUUGAAGAGGAAAAAAAAAAUGCAAACGGAGCCUUCUUGAAAAGUUUUAAAUCUGGGUUGAAUCUUUGCCUGUGAAACAAUUCACGCCGUGCUCAUACCUCCCUUUCAAACAGCUGAAUCAUACUUUUGUCACAUGUAGAGGUGGGAUCAAGAAGAGCCUAGAAUCUGCUUUCCUCCGUUUUUUUUUCUUAAUCUCUCCUGCAUUGCAUCCCUCUCCCAAAAUCGGCCUAACAUCCUUCAGUUGUUUCUGCAGAGCCCACGCAACAUCCACAGUCCAUUCUUCUCGUUGUUUUUCCUCCGAUGCCUCUCUUUUGGAUCAUUAUACAUGAUCCCACUCUCUCUGCAUGGCCUCGAGGCAAAUGACACAUCUGAGCGGAAUAACCGUGGGUACAGUUAGCACGGUAUCGAACAGCUUGUUCCUACAGAAAGACAAACUGAGGCUUGUCAGUGAAUGACUGACUGAAUGUCCGGUUCUAACUUUUUCUGUUAUUGACAAAUACAUUGCAGGCCCAACAUGUAUGAGUGCAAAAAAUCAAACAAACAAAAAUAAGGGAUUAAAAAAAAACCCACAUUGGCUUUUGGAUUUGGCAGCCGGGCCAGGCAAAUCAAAAUUAACGAAAAACAUUCCCUGACGAAGUGCAUCAAUCACAAGUUCAAAAAACCUUGAGCAUUUCUAAAAUGCAACCUUCCGCCCCCCUCUCGGUGAAGAGUUAAGAAUUGAUGAUUCAGGGCCGCCAGAGUUUCCAUCUGCACAAAACAUCCAGCAACGAGCUGUCUGUGUUCAAAGUGUUUUGUUGUUGACACAUAAUUGGUACUGUCUGUGCGUUUAGGGUACUGAUCAAAAGUAGUUUGGAGGGGACCAGACAUGGGGAGGGCUCGGGUUAGUUGUAUUUUUGUAAAGAUGAUAACAGUUUCUAGUUGGAUAGGGAGGGAGCAGCACUUUGUAGAAGGCUGAGUGGCAGGUAGUGCUACUGGAAAAAAAAAAGUUAGAGACAUAAAGCAUUGUUAAAAUGAGUUCUUUUUUUUAAUUUAUCAUUUUUAUUUUGUUUGAAAAUAAGACACCUGUAGGGAACAAGAAAAAGAACUCCUAACUACACAGUGCCACUUGUUAAUUUUGUGUAAAUAAUACUAGACCAUGUAAAUACAAUGUUGUAUAUGAAAAAAAUCUUUAAAAUAAAAGGGAAAAUCCUUUGUGAGCAGAAAGAUUUUGUUUUAUUUUUCUUUUCUUUUUUUCCCCUUUGGAUGAUUCAGAUGUGACACAAAUGGUGUGUAUUUUAAGACUGCUAUUUCGGGGAAAAAAAAUGUUUUAUUUGAAUCUAUAACAGCGAGUGUAUAUAUAAUGAACCACAAAAUAAUGACAAAUGUUUUACCGUAUUAUACCCUUGGUUAACUCCUACCUGUGUCAUAAAAACCUUUGUCCUCAGUUGCUUGUUUUUUUCUGGUAUCAUGUUUUACGGUGCUUUGGACAUGUCUAUAAGCUUGAUUAUGAACAAUUAAAGCUUGUCUGUCAAAGCAUGGA